GUAAAAGUGGAUAUUGAGACCAGCAGGGCUAGCACGGGCAAGGGAUAAUUUAUCCACGGGGAGAGGAUAAAACGUUUAUCCCCCACACUCGUUUUAUCCACUCUCCGAGCAUGGGCACGCCGGUGGAUAUAUUAUCCCCGGUGGAUAAACGGAGGGAAAGAAUUGUCCACCCGUUUGUAGAUAAUUAAUAAAUUGGCAUUAUACUACAGAUUAUAAAAUCAAUAGUCCGAAAUAAACGUAAAUUUGAUAAUAUUAUAUUGCAGUCUUUGGUUAUUUUGUGCAUAUUAUUUAUCUGUUUUCUGUUGACAUUUGUUUGUUUGGUGAAUGGUGAUUGUUUUUUGCGGUAAAAGCCAAAAAAUGAGUUUCAAAAAACAAAGAAGUAACAAAAAACAGAUUGAGGUUUUGGUAGAGUUCAUGUCUACCCAUAAUCAUCUUGCCACUGGGGAGUUCACAGGCCCUUUAGGAGGUAAAAGGGCCGACUCCCAGUGGCAAACACUAAAAGAGAUGUUGAAAGAGUAUGGGCCAGAUAGGUCAAUAAACCAAUGGAAACAGACAUGGAAGGACAUUAAAAACAAUUCACGCUCGGAAAAUGCAGCCUCGUCUCGAGCGAGGCACACUACUGGGAACUAUGUAAAUGUCCCAGUAGUAUCAGAUAUAACUAAUAAGGUGCUGUCUAUUAUAGGACAGGAGGCCUCCACAGGCAUUGGGCCUGAAGAGACCGAAAUAGGCCCAUAUGAAAUCUUUGAAGUUCCAGUGGAGAUGGAAAAUAUUCCACCUAUUCCCUUAUCCCCAGUAAUGGCAUCCUCUCAACCCAUUCAUUCCUUCCAACCCAUUGCAUCCUCCGAACCCAUUCCAUCCUCCCUAUCCACUCCAUCUUUAAAAUUCUCGUCCACCCCCAUCCUGAGAAAAAAAGGUUCCUCGACCGAAACAUUUUCAAAAUUACAAGAGGAGCACAAUGCCAUUUUAAAAAGUAUAGAUGAAAGGCUGAAACAAAGAAACGAACUGCUCUCUGAGCAAAAUAAUUUACUUAGGGAGCAAAAUACACAUCUGCGUAGCAGAAAUAAAAUUAAAAGAAACAGAUUUACACAUCGAUUUUUUUAAGUGCAAAUAAGAAAGGAAGAAAGGAGAAGUACCCCCCACUCAACAACUCAACUCUUACUCUUAACUUAACUUACUCAACAAGAAAAAAAAAACUUGUAGCUAAAACACUCUCUCUCUCUGUCUCUGUAUAUUUCUUAUUUUGUUUGUUUUAUUACAUUUUAUUGUUAAUGUUUUCAAAAUAAAUUUGUAUAAUAUAUAA
Bicyclus anynana (squinting bush brown) is the source of this 1300-nucleotide messenger RNA. RefSeq lists its product as uncharacterized. Bases 325 to 1101 code for a protein of 258 amino acids. The record is from RefSeq and is a predicted model, not a curated record. The transcript is spliced from 6 exons. NCBI's taxonomy places the organism in Eukaryota, Metazoa, Arthropoda, Insecta, Lepidoptera, Nymphalidae.